AUGGCCCAAGAGUGUCGUGUGGUUGAGCACUGCCAAAAAGCCGAUGUAUGUUCUGUUGGUGCUAGGUGCAUUUGGCAAGGAACUAUUGAUUAUGAACUGGAUGACGUGUGUAGACAUAACGGCUACCUCGAGGCUCUGCUCAUCUCCAUUUCCAAGGAAGUUGACAACUUCAGAGAGUGGAAGUGUAAAGGACCUGACAAAUUUUGGGAGUGCCCGCCAGGCUCAGCGUGUGUGGAUGACGGGAAGGGUGGAGGGACGUGUUGUAUGGGACGGCCAGACUAUGGCAAGCCGGGCUUGUGUCCUGUGGAAUGUCGUGUGGUCCCCAGCUCUGGAUCUAGCCACGAGUCCCCGGAAGGUUGCCUGAAACUCAGACACUUCUGCGGUUAUAAGAGCUAUAGUGAGUGUAACACAGACGUGCACUGUGGUAAGGGCCAAAAGUGCCAAAUACAGACCGCGUGUAGCUACGUACCACCCCCGCCAUCGGAUGCACCUGGAGACGUGCUGCUGCGGAGGAGAAAGCGUGACAUGAGCAGCGAUCUGGACUCACCAAUGUGUCAAGUUUGUGUGGAACAUAACCCCGGCGGUGACUGUGAGCCUUUCUACAAAUGUGUGGAGCCUGGGGUCGCAAAGACGUGUGCUGCCGUGCGCUGUGGAGCAAGGAGCAGCUGCCAGAUGACCGGAACACCCCCACGACCCGUCUGUUCCCCUCGCUGCACCAAGAAAUGCCGCUCGGGCUUUAAGUGCCAAAUCUACAAAGGCUCGCAAAGGUGCACUGACCGCAGACCAAAAACUUGUGAUGGCUUGCAGUGUCCACACAAGACGCAAUGCAAGAUGAUCAAAGACACGUGUGGUCCCGGUAGUCGCUGUGACAAGUGGAGGAGGAGGGCAAAGAAGGCAGAGUGUGUUCCCGUCUGCAGCCGGACGUGUAAGGGAACCCGUCAAUGUAAAGUCGUCUCCAAAUGCCCAUAUGGCGGUGGUGAGUGCGAGCACAACGAGAGGUGCGUGCAAGUGCGAAAACCGGGAACUUGUCCAAAAUGUAGGCCAGGUAGGGAAUGCGCCUUACGUAGACGAUGCCGGAAAUGCAAGCUCCGCCAUGUUUGUGUGCUGAGCCAGGGCAGAUGUCCUCGUCUGCCCAAACGGCUACGUCACCCGAAGUCCAGAGCUUGCCGGAGAGAGACCAGGCGUCAGCCGACGUGUGCGGACGACAGCGACUGUCGACAGAGCCAGAAAUGUUGUAGCUCCAAAUGCGGCCGCCAGAUCUGUAGGUAUGCCAAGAGACCUUAG
This is a messenger RNA of Aplysia californica (California sea hare), 1284 nucleotides long. RefSeq names its product prespore protein Dp87-like. The record is from RefSeq and is a predicted model, not a curated record. Gene Ontology annotation, molecular function: peptidase inhibitor activity. Gene Ontology annotation, cellular component: extracellular region. NCBI's taxonomy places the organism in Eukaryota, Metazoa, Mollusca, Gastropoda, Aplysiida, Aplysiidae. The transcript is spliced from 6 exons. Bases 1 to 1284 code for a protein of 427 amino acids.